Molecule: messenger RNA, 609 nt
Organism: Pomacea canaliculata
Lineage: Eukaryota; Metazoa; Mollusca; Gastropoda; Architaenioglossa; Ampullariidae
Product: WAP four-disulfide core domain protein 2-like
Exons: 5
Coding region: 35-577 (180 amino acids)
Cellular component (GO): extracellular region
Molecular function (GO): peptidase inhibitor activity
Source: RefSeq, a predicted model, not a curated record
UUAGAAGACGACCUCACACUCCCCACUGUGCGCCAUGCAGCGGUCAACACGAUGCUCUGUGCUCUGGGCAUGCGCAAUCCUUUGCGUGUCAUCGGUCACGUGGACGGAUGCAUCCAAUUUUGAGACUUCCUGCUCAAAUGUGCGCUGUCCCAAUGGUCAAGUUUGCCUACGGAGGCCAGGAACAAGUAACCACUACUGUAUUAGAGUUGCAGUGACAGCCUCAACCAACCAAACUUUCAUCCCGGGAAGUGUAGAGGAAGAGUUUGGAGAGAACGAGCGUGCGAGGUCAUGCCCUGACCCGUCCCAGCUGCCGAGGUCAUGCGUACAGCAGUGCCGCCUACACGUGGACUGUCAACCCAACAUGGCGUGCUGCUCCAACGGCUGUGGGAGGAUUUGUGCUGCGGUGUCGCACCGUGUGAGGAAGCCAGGGUCGUGUCCCGACACCUCCCAGUCGCUAUUGUCGGGCCCAUGUCAGGACACUUGUCGGAGCGAUGGCGACUGUGCGGGGGUUGACAAAUGCUGCAGUCACACAGUGUGGCUCGCACUGCUUCGUGCCGUGCUUUCAUUGGCUGUCUGAUCAUCAGCGUCACUUCCGCCCUUGGACUGUGU